Molecule: messenger RNA, 633 nt
Organism: Coprinopsis cinerea okayama7#130
Lineage: Eukaryota; Fungi; Basidiomycota; Agaricomycetes; Agaricales; Psathyrellaceae
Exons: 3
Coding region: 1-633 (210 amino acids)
Source: RefSeq, a predicted model, not a curated record
AUGUCUGAAGAAAUCCUCUCAGUCUUCGCUGCAGACGAUGCUCCAGACCAAAUCCUGGCCCAGAUCAAAGCUAAGCCAGAGUGGUGGGUGGUAAACGAGUUCUCUGAAGGGCGCAUCCUGUACGAGUGUGUGCUGGACAUGAUCACCUCCACAUUCAACGUAAUCAACUUCGACACCAGCAUCCACCCGGAGAAUGGCUAUCUCGUGGGUGCCCUGGUCUCCGGCGCCUGUACCCGAAGUGGCCUCCUACGCUCGUAUCAGCAGUCAGGGGAGAUAAGCUCUGGCUUGCAAUUUCCCGACGAAGGUGUCGAUCCAGAUGCCACACCGGAGAGGGAAGAGAUGAAGGCCAUUCAUGCAUGCCUCCACCUUCUGGCAUGGGGUUACGAUGCCAUCGUUUGGAACGAGCUCCCGGAAGUCGAUCUCAUCCUUCCCGCGCUUUUGGCCAUCGAGCAGAAGGGGAUCAUAAAGCACCCAGGUGGAAGGAAUCUUCUUGAGAGAACUAUCAAGGAAGCUCGAAACAAUUUCCCGGAGGAUAUACCGCUGGAAGAGAUCUGGUCAAUCCUAUUCCCCCAAGCUGCCGCCGACGUCGACUCUCCGUGCCAAAGUGCAGCUGACAAUGAUAUUUUGGAGUAA